Mesocricetus auratus (golden hamster) is the source of this 1252-nucleotide messenger RNA. RefSeq names its product inosine triphosphatase (gene Itpa). Gene Ontology annotation, biological process: nucleoside triphosphate catabolic process. The transcript has 8 exons. The coding region runs from base 91 to 621 and encodes 176 amino acids. Gene Ontology annotation, cellular component: cytoplasm. The record is from RefSeq and is a predicted model, not a curated record. Gene Ontology annotation, molecular function: nucleoside triphosphate diphosphatase activity. NCBI's taxonomy places the organism in Eukaryota, Metazoa, Chordata, Mammalia, Rodentia, Cricetidae.
UUUCAGGUAGGGCCGGAAGUCUAGCUACUUCCGCUUCCAGCCGGGAGUGUCUACUGUCCCGGGCAUUCUCGGCGGUAACCAGCCCUUACAAUGGCCGCGUCUUUGGCGGGAAAGAAGAUCGUGUUUGUGACGGGAAACGCAAAGAAGCUGGAGGAGGUCAUUCAGAUUCUAGGAGAUAAGUUUCCGUGCACUUUGGUGGCACAGAAAAUUGACCUGCCUGAGUACCAGGGAGAGCCUGAUGAAAUUUCCAUACAGAAGUGCAAAGAGGCAGCUCGCCAGGUACAGGGUCCUGUACUGGUGGAGGAUACCUGUCUGUGCUUUAAUGCCCUCGGGGGACUCCCUGGCCCCUACAUAAAAUGGUUCCUAGAGAAGCUAAAGCCCGAAGGUCUCCAUCAGCUCCUGGCCGGCUUUGAGGACAAAUCAGCCUAUGCACUUUGCACAUUUGCUCUCAGCACUGGAGACCCAAGCCAGCCCGUGCUCCUGUUCAGGGGCCAGACCUCGGUGCGUACCCACUGCGAUCUGCUGCAGGAACAAAACAAGAAGAGGCUAGAGUUAGCAGGGCCAGAUCGUGAUGCCACGAGGCUCCCGGGACUUUGGCUGGGAUCCCUGCUUCCAGCCUGAUGGAUAUGAACAAACGUAUGCAGAGAUGCCAAAGGCUGAGAAGAACACCAUUUCUCAUCGGUUCCGGGCCCUGCUCAAGCUACAAGAGUACUUCAGUGUGACUGCUGGGGCUGCUGGCCACUAAGGCCAUGGGCGAGGGGGGACUGGUGCAGAGCUCUCCAGGAGACGGGCACUCCUGGCAAGUAUUUUUCUGGGUUUCCCUUUGCCGGGGAUCCAGGCAGCUUCGGCAGCCAGGUAUGGAAGAGCAGUUUGCUCUGUAUAGGGGAUUCUGGGCCAGUUGAUACUACACUCUUAACCCUUUGGGAUUCAAGGGUUGCCUUGGUGGCAUAGUGGUGUACACCUUUACUCCUAGAAUUUGGGAGGCAGAGGCAGAUAGAUCUUUGUGAGUUCAAGGCCAGCCUGGUUUACAUAGUGAGUUCCAGGACAGCCAGAACUACACAGUGAGAUGCUGUCUCAAAAACAAACAGAAAACAGAGUUACUCUUGCAGCCUCUGGGAUCCUGAGAGAACUUUGUGUUCAUACUUCUAAGCGGGGUUGAGAGUUGCAAAGAAACAUACAACCUUUGAUUUUAGAAUGCAACAAAUGUAAAUAAGGAAGACGUUUCCAAAAUAAAUGGUAUAUCUGUCUUGAA